Messenger RNA from Haliotis rufescens (red abalone), 2137 nucleotides. Its product is annotated as hepatitis A virus cellular receptor 1-like. The transcript is spliced from 5 exons. The record is from RefSeq and is a predicted model, not a curated record. NCBI's taxonomy places the organism in Eukaryota, Metazoa, Mollusca, Gastropoda, Lepetellida, Haliotidae. Bases 121 to 1911 code for a protein of 596 amino acids.
GUAGCACUCACUAAAAUGCAGAUAAUUAUACAAAGGGCCUGUGGUCUGUACUAAGAAGACCUUUACGGAGCCUUUGGACUGCAUGGUGCCAUUGCAGCGGGAGGAUCAUACGGAAUAAAGAUGGUGUCAAAGACGUGGCUGUGGCUCCUUUAUUCCUUCACCCUCCACGUCGUCUAUAUCGUCGGGACUGAAAUGCCUAUAAAGGUAGUAUGUUAUAACAAGAUGCUCAUCACCGAUCCACAAUGUGAUGCCACUCAUGAAAAGAUGUAUCCGAAAACGUUCACAAUCGGCCGCCUUCAAAACCAAGCGUGUUCCAGUAAGAUUCAUUCGCCUUCGCUAAGACACGAUGAAUACAUACAAUGUUGUCACAUGAAGGAUGGAGACACAGGUGAGACGUAUCAUCUUCCAGCUGAAGCAUACAAGUUUUCUCAACAUAACAUAAUGUACAAGGAGUUUGUGACACAAUGCAUAGGACAAGCUCGGUGUGAGUUACGCAAUCCUGGCGUUGUACACGACACGAAUCUACAAGACGGUGACUUAGCGGAUUACGUUGCUUUUGAAUAUGAGUGUGUAGAGGAGAAACAAAUUUUGCAUUUCACGGGGGAUUCCACUCUAAACGACUCACAGAUUUUCUUACUCCACGACCAAGCAGCGCAAUCAGUUAAAAACUCUUACUGUGUUGCUUACACAUGUCAGUCAAGUAUCACAGUUACCCUUGUUGGGAACACUGUGAGCACAUCUUCUUGCAACCUCGUCAUGUCUGAGGAAGGCCGCACUUCCAUCGCUUUCAACUGUCAAGACAACACUACCAGCAACACAUUAUUUCAAAGCAAAAGCAACAAGAUAGGAAUCUCCCUGAACAUGACUGCAAACUUUGUGACAAGUGCUUCAGAAAUGUUGUGGAUUCGUGUGAAAGCUUCUCAUGGAGGACUUGUGACUGUGGCAUGUGGACCCAAAGUUCCAACAACCGUUACACAACAUUGUCCUAAGAUGACGACGACCCCUUCUGUCCCAUCCGUGAGGCCAACUAUCCCAAAUACAUCAGACAUGCCAACUAUCCCAGAUACACCAGACAUGCCAACUAUCCCAGACACAUCAGACAUGCCAACUAUCCCAAAUACAUCAGACAUGCCAACUAUCCCAGAUACACCAGACAUGCCAACUAUCCCAGACACAUCAGACAUGCCAACUAUCCCAGAUACAUCAGACAUGCCAACUAUCCCAGAUACAUCAGACAUGCCAACUAUCCCAGAUACAUCAGACAUGCCAACUAUCCCAAAUACAUCAGACAUGCCAACUAUCCCAGAUAGAUCAGACAUGCCAACUAUCCAAGAUACAUCAGACAUGCCAACUAUCCCAGAUACAUCAGACAUGCCAACUAUCCCAGAUACAUCAGACAUGCCAACUAUCCCAGACACAUCAGACAUGCCAACUAUCCCAGAUACAUCAGACAUGCCAACUAUCCCAGAUAGAUCAGACAUGCCAACUAUCCCAGAUACAUCAGACAUGCCAACUAUCCCAGAUACAUCAGAUAUGCCAACUAUCCCAGAUACAUCAGACAUGCCAACUAUCCCAGACACAUCAGACAUGCCAACUAUCCCAGAUACAUCAGACAUGCCAACUAUCCCAGAUACAUCAGACAUGCCAACUAUCCCAGACACACCAGACAUGCCAACUAUCGCAGAUACAUCAGACAUGCCAACUAUCCCAGAUACACCUGACAUGCCAACUAUCCCAGAUACAUCAGACACGCCAACUAUCCCAGAUACAUCAGACAUGCCAACUAUCAGCGCAAUACAAGUGAGAACCGGAACAGUGACAACGACCAAAUCAACAACAGUUGGGGCAACAGCGGGAACAGCGGCAGCGGCAGCAGCAGCAACGACAACACCGGCUGUUAUACGUAAAUAGGAUCUAUCAUACAUCUACCUAUUUGCUAAAGAUCUGAUACCUUUAGUAUAUGAGUAAUUAAGGGAUACAAGAUUUAAAGCCAGAAUAGAUCACGGCGUCUGUUUAUAACUUGGAUGAAAUAAACGUGAAUGAGUAGUGUGCUCACUACAAAUUAACUACCAUAUACAAUGAGGAUAAUUCUUUGAACGGAAUCUCAACGUAUGAGAUAAAUAGUAUUAAUAGUUUA